Molecule: messenger RNA, 2364 nt
Organism: Stegodyphus dumicola
Lineage: Eukaryota; Metazoa; Arthropoda; Arachnida; Araneae; Eresidae
Source: RefSeq, a predicted model, not a curated record
AUGAUUCAUCUUUGUUCAUCGGAAUUAGCUGAGAAGCUUCAUUUGCAAAGAGAAAAUGUAAACGUAUCAGUAGGAUGUUUAUCUGGGAUUUCAACAACGGUGAAAUCAAAAAUAAGUGCGGUUAUUUUAAAUAGAGGAAACACAUACAGUCGUAAACUAGAUUUUUUCGUAAUUCCGAAAAUUACUCAUUUGAUGCCUUCUAGACAAAUUGAUGUCUGUAAUAUUGAGAUUCCACAAGGAGUUACGUUAGCUGAUCCAGACUUUCACAAACCGGGUAAAAUUCAGUUACUUUUAGGAUCUGAAAUAUUUUUCGAUUUGAUAAGAUCCGGGCAAAUUUAUGUACCAAAUACAAAUUUAGUGUUACAAAACUCAGCAUUUGGGUAUUUGGUAAGCGGUAGCAUUGAAGAUUUACCACAUGAGAAACAAUUAAUGCAUUGUGGGUUAAUUUAUGACAAUGUCGAAGCACAGUUGAAGAAGUUUUUUGAUUUGGAAUCAAUUGGUAUCAGAGAUGAUCCCAAUUCUUACGAUGAAGAUAAAGCAUUAGAGAUAUUCAACAAAACUGUUAGUUUCAAAGAUGGUCGUUAUAUUGUUAGUCUGCCUUGGAAGAAACGUUGGGAACAUUUAGGCGACAAUUUUGGUGUCGCAGAAAAAAAGAAUAAAAAUCCUGAUGAGAAAAAAAUGCAGCAUGAUAAUACAUUAUACCUGAAAUAUAGAGAAACUUUAGAAGAGUACCUAAAUCAAGGGAUAAUAGAAAGAGUAUUAGAUUCUACGAAACCAGUAAACAAGCCAGUUUUUUAUAUGCCGCAUCAGGCAGUUUAUAGAGAAGAAAGCAUUACAACAAAAAUGCGUAUUGUAUUUGAUGCGAGCUCACAUGAAAUAGGUAGUCUGUCCCUGAAUGAUUGUUUGUGGCCAGGAGAUAUCGAAAAGGCAUUUUUACAGAUCGUGUUAGCUGAGAAAGAUCGAGAUGCAGUUAGAUUUUUAUUUGUUAAGAAUAUUGAUACACCUUUGCAGAAUACCGACGAUCAGCUAGAAGUGUAUAGAUUUAAGCGUGUGCUCUUUGGUGUUAAUUCCAGUCCUUUUUUGUUAGCGGCAACUAUAAAGCUGCAUAUCCAAAAGUACAGAAAUGUGUAUCCCGAUACCUUUCAAAUUCUUGAUACAUGUAUGUAUGUUGAUGAUCUUGUUACAGGAGCAGAUGAUGUAUCAGAAGCCUUAAAAACUUCAAGGGAAGCAAAGGAAAUUAUGCGUGGAGCUGGGAUGAAUCUACGCAAAUGGGUGACGAAUGAUUAUCAUUUAGCUAAAAAAUGGGAAGAAGAAAAUUUUGAUAUUCAUCCCCUAAGCUCAAAUGAAAAGAUACUGAAGGUAUUAGGAAUUCAAUGGAACAUUCAGGAAGAUAGUUUGAGUAUAGAGACUUCUUGUUUGACGAAAAUUUCGAGGAGAAAGAAAAGUACCAAACGCUUCAUCCUCCAAACAGCUGGAAAAAUAUAUGAUCCUCUUGGACUCAUCACACCAUUCACUGUUAGAAUAAAACUUUUACUACAAAAGCUAUGGUUACGUAAAUUACCAUGGGAUGAAGAGCUUCCUUCUGAUUUGAACGACGAGUGGUCUCAGUGGUGUAGCGAGCUUUCAGAACUUAGUAACAUUAGUGUUCCAAGAUUUGCUUUGGAUUCAUGUGAUGAAAAUAUAGAGAUCCAUGUUUUUUCUGACGCAAGUCAAAAGUUGUAUGGUGCAGCCGUUUACGUAAAGGUAAAGAAUCAAGAAAAAAUUUCUGUGAAUUUGCUGGCUUCCAAGAGCAGAGUUUCACCUGUCAAAAAAGUUUCCUUGCCUCGACUUGAAUUGCUGGGUGCACUGAUUGCUGCAAGAUUGGGAACGGAAGUUAAAAAAGUUCUAGAUCGUAAAGGUUCAUCUAAUAUCUUUUUUUGGAGUGAUUAUUCUAAAGUUACACUGUAUUGGAUCAAAGGAUCAAGCAGAAGAUGGAAGUCUUUCGUUCAAAAUCGCGUCGACGAGAUUCAGAAGUUGACUAAUCCAGAUUCAUGGUUUUAUUGUUCAACCAAAGACAAUCCAUCCGAUCUUCUAACGCGUGGAGUUAGUGCCUCUUCUCUAGUGAACAAUUCUAAGUGGUGGACUUGUGCAGAAUUUUUUACAGAGCCGCAUCUUCCCUACAAGUGCUUACAACCAAUAGUUCCAGAGGUUGAGAACCUAACACCAAAUGAAAGGGAGUCCUUUGUGCAAGAAAGCAAAAGUUCUAGUGACAUUAAUGACAUUUCUGAGAGAACUAUGUUGAUUGACAUGAACUCUAACGUUUUAGACGAACUCUUGAAUAUUAGUUUAUAUGUAAUUGCAGGAAAGGUGAAUCAAGAAAGGUAG